GUGGACGCGCGGUACCGCGUGUACGGCGAGAUUGUGUGGUACGACAUAUGGGAGGAGGUGGCCGGGCCGUGGCUGUCCGACGCGGAGCGGCAGACGGAGGGGCAGGCUGCUGAGCUGGCAGCCGUUGAGGCGCAGGCGCGGGAGCUGACGGCCAAAGCCGAUGAGAUGAUGGUGGCUGUCUGA
This is a messenger RNA of Monoraphidium neglectum, 183 nucleotides long. RefSeq lists its product as hypothetical. The annotation marks the transcript as partial. The transcript has a single exon. Lineage: Eukaryota; Viridiplantae; Chlorophyta; Chlorophyceae; Sphaeropleales; Selenastraceae. The record is from RefSeq and is a predicted model, not a curated record.